This is a messenger RNA of Brachypodium distachyon (stiff brome), 2150 nucleotides long. Its product is annotated as beta-glucosidase 8. Gene Ontology annotation, biological process: carbohydrate metabolic process. Gene Ontology annotation, molecular function: beta-glucosidase activity. Bases 87 to 1799 code for a protein of 570 amino acids. Lineage: Eukaryota; Viridiplantae; Streptophyta; Magnoliopsida; Poales; Poaceae. The transcript is spliced from 11 exons. The record is from RefSeq and is a predicted model, not a curated record.
AAGCUGCUCACUCUACCACCCAAGACCCAAGAGAGUGAUAUCCAGUGCUGCCGCUGCUGCCCGCGCUCGCUCGGUAGCUAGUGAGUAUGGCCGCGGCUGCUCCGUCGGCCGCCCGUGGCCUCCCGCGGCUUCUGCUGCUGCUGCUGGUGGCCGUCCUCGUGCUGCUCGGCGAUGGCACGGGGCGCGUACAGGCCGCGGUGGACACGGGCGGGCUGAGCCGGGCGGCGUUCCCCAAGGGGUUCGUGUUCGGGACGGCGGCGUCGGCGUUCCAGGUCGAGGGCAUGGCGGCGUCCGGCGGCCGCGGGCCCUCCAUCUGGGACCCCUUCGUCCACACACCCGGGAAUAUUGCAGGAAAUGGGAAUGCAGACGUCACAACAGAUGAGUACCAUCACUACAAGGAAGAUGUUGAACUCAUGAAAAGCCUGAAUUUUGAUGCAUAUCGGUUUUCAAUCUCAUGGUCCAGGAUCUUCCCAGAUGGGGAAGGGAGAGUUAAUGAAGAAGGUGUAGCAUAUUACAACAAUCUGAUUGACUAUGUCAUUAAGAAAGGGCUUAUUCCUUAUGUCAAUCUUAACCACUAUGAUAUCCCUCUUGCACUUCAGAAGAAAUAUGACGGCUGGUUAAGCCCAAAGAUUGUGAACAUAUUUUCGGACUAUGCUGAAUUUUGUUUCAAGACUUAUGGCGAUCGAGUUCAGAACUGGUUCACGUUCAAUGAACCAAGAAUAGUAGCAGCACUUGGCUUUGAUACUGGGAUAGACCCCCCUAACCGGUGCACCAAAUGUGCGGCUGGUGGUAACUCAGCAACAGAGCCUUACACUGUUGUUCAUAACAUUCUCUUAUCUCAUGCUACUGCAGUUGCAAGAUACCGCAAUAAGUACCAGGCAAGUCAGAAAGGAAAAAUCGGGAUAGUCCUCGACUUCAAUUGGUAUGAACCUCUUACCAACUCAACUGAAGACCAAGCAGCAGCUCAAAGGGCUAGGGACUUCCAUGUUGGUUGGUUUCUUGAUCCACUAGUAAAUGGGCAAUACCCAAAGACAAUGCAAGACAUUGUGAAAGAGAGGCUACCCAGUUUCACGUCUGAACAAUCAAAGUUAGUCAAGGGAUCUGCAGAUUAUUUUGGGAUCAAUCAAUAUACUGCUUCUUACAUGGCAGACCAACCAACGCCUCAGCAAGCACCAACAAGCUACUCAUCUGAUUGGCAUGUUUCAUUUAUCUUUCAGCGAAACGGCAAACCAAUUGGACCACUGGCAAAUUCUAAUUGGCUUUACAUUGUCCCAACGGGCAUGUAUGGAUGUGUGAACUACAUAAAGGAGAAGUACAAAAAUCCGACAAUCAUUAUAUCAGAAAACGGAAUGGAUCAACCUGGAAAUCUCACUCGUGAAGAGUUCCUGCACGACACCGUAAGGGUCGAGUUCUAUAAGAACUACCUCAGCGAGCUCAAAAAAGCGAUCGAUGAUGGCGCGAACGUGGUCGCCUACUUUGCCUGGUCGCUUCUUGACAACUUCGAGUGGCUGUCGGGUUACACAUCCAAGUUCGGCAUCGUCUAUGUCGACUUUACGACUCUCAAGCGGUACCCCAAGGACUCGGCCUACUGGUUCAAAGACAUGCUGCAUGCAUCAGGGACUGGGACGACGAAAGAUGGUACAGACCUUUCCAACAGCACACAAGCUGGUACAGGCGUUUCAAGCAAGAACUCAGCAGCUGGUUCAGCCACCUCGAGUAGCCCUUGGGUUUUGCUUCCUCUGUUGGUUUCCUUGUAUUUGGUUCUUCCUUCCAUCUCCUUGUUCUCCUCGUGGAACUGAAGUCCUUUCCCCCCCGCUAGCAAGCAGGUAGUAAGCUGUGGAGCAUGUUCGUUAAAAAAUGUGUUGCAGCGAAGAGUACCUUAGAAUAACCGGACGGGUCUUCUACUCGUCUUUGUUCAGUCUCAACUAUUGUUAGUUUGCCAGUACCGGACGCUAUGAUUCAGCGCCAGAUCUGCAAGGAUAAUGUACUUGUUCGUGUAUAUCUUCUUUUCUUUGCGAGUACUUGGUCGUGGAUAGUGAGCUGCAAUCUGCAAGGAUACGCUAUGGCUAGUUACCAUUGCAUCGAGUAGAGAACAAAUGCCAAACUCUCUUGUGGACGUAGAGUAAAUUUGAUAUAUCUUGUUUGACUAA